AUGCAUUCAUUUUUACGAAGAAAUUCUACUGCCAAACAAGAUGGCGUCACAUCGUCAUCGCCUACGAUAAAAAAUUCAGCGUUAAGAAAGGAUGUAUCCACUAUUGCUGAACCAUUAGAAUCAACGAAUUCUGGUUAUUUAAAGAAAUCUUCUGGAACAAAUAUGUUUCCCCACGGCUCCACUGGGCGAGUUUUUAUGAAGUCGCCUCCGAUUAACAUGGCCUGCUUAGCCCUGAGAAAGUCUAAGGAAAUAAAACAUUACCUAUUCCGUGGAGCCAGUCCUUUAGGAAAUAAUUUGCGAGCUAUCGAUAUUCAAAGGAAUCGCGACCAUGAUUUGAAUUCAUAUAAUGAUUAUAGAGAAUUUUGUGGACUCAAACAAGCUCAUACUUUUGAAGACACACGAGAAUGCUAUCUCAAUAGAGGUAUGGAUAUAAUAUUUAACGUACGAAAACUGCAGAGAUUGUAUGAAUCUCCAGAUGAUGUCGAUUUAACAGUUGGUGGUUCUCUGGAAGCUCACGUUUCUCGUGCAAUUGCUGGUCCUACUUUCUUAUGCAUAUUGACUGAACAAUUCUUCAGAACGAGAGUUGGAGAUAGAUCUUUCUUUGAAGGACCUCACACUGGUUUCUCACAAGGACAACUAAAUGAAAUUCGAAAAUCACCAAUUUCUCGAUUAUUCUGUGAUAACGGGGACAAUGUGCGAACCAUACAGCCAAAAGGUUUCAACCGCGUAUCAAAUCUUUACCCUUCUGGUGGCGAUUUGCCAAACGAGCCUUGGAACUAUAUAGCACCUCAAGAGGCUACUGACCAAAAUUGCGGCGCCCAACCUUUGUCUUGUCCACAUACUAAAUAUCGUUCUUUCGACGGAUCCUGCAACAAUCUAAAUCAACCUGGAAAAGGAAGUGCCAACAGCCGUUAUGGACGUCUAGUACCUCCAAUUUACAGUGACGGUAUGUAA
This is a messenger RNA of Ctenocephalides felis (cat flea), 954 nucleotides long. RefSeq names its product peroxidase-like. The transcript is spliced from 5 exons. The record is from RefSeq and is a predicted model, not a curated record. Gene Ontology annotation, molecular function: heme binding; peroxidase activity. Gene Ontology annotation, biological process: response to oxidative stress. Lineage: Eukaryota; Metazoa; Arthropoda; Insecta; Siphonaptera; Pulicidae. Bases 1 to 954 code for a protein of 317 amino acids.